GCCUUCGGCCUCCUCCGGCUGUGCUCAGGAGUCUGGGGCACAGACACAGAGGAGCGGCUGGUGGAGCAUCUCCUGGAUCCUUCCCGCUACAACAAGCUUAUCCGCCCAGCCACCAAUGGCUCUGAGCUGGUGACGGUACAGCUCAUGGUAUCACUGGCCCAGCUCAUCAGUGUGCAUGAGCGGGAGCAGAUCAUGACCACUAAUGUCUGGCUGACCCAGGAAUGGGAAGAUUAUCGCCUCAGUUGGAAGCCUGAGGAGUUCGACAACAUGAAGAAAGUUCGACUCCCUUCCAAACACAUCUGGCUCCCAGAUGUGGUCCUAUACAACAAUGCUGAUGGCAUGUACGAGGUGUCCUUCUAUUCCAACGCCGUGGUCUCCUAUGACGGCAGCAUCUUCUGGCUGCCCCCCGCCAUCUACAAGAGCGCCUGCAAGAUCGAAGUAAAGCACUUCCCCUUUGACCAGCAGAACUGUACCAUGAAGUUCCGCUCCUGGACCUACGACCGCACCGAGAUCGACCUGGUGCUGAAGAGCGACGUGGCCAGCCUGGACGACUUCACGCCCAGCGGCGAGUGGGACAUCGUGGCGCUGCCGGGCCGGCGCAACGAGAACCCCGACGACUCCACGUACGUGGACAUCACCUACGACUUCAUCAUCAAGCGCAAGCCGCUCUUCUACACCAUCAACCUCAUCAUUCCCUGCGUGCUCAUCACCUCGCUGGCCAUCCUGGUCUUCUACCUGCCGUCCGACUGCGGCGAGAAGAUGACGCUGUGCAUCUCCGUGCUGCUGGCGCUCACCGUCUUCCUGCUGCUCAUCUCCAAGAUCGUGCCGCCCACGUCCCUCGACGUGCCGCUGGUGGGCAAGUACCUCAUGUUCACCAUGGUGAGUGAAGACUGGAAGUAUGUCGCCAUGGUGAUCGACCGCCUGUUCCUUUGGAUCUUUGUCUUUGUCUGUGUCUUUGGCACCAUCGGGAUGUUCCUACAGCCUCUCUUCCAGAACUACACCACCGCCACCUUCCUCCAUGCAGACCACCCGGCUCCCAGCUCCAAGUGA
This is a messenger RNA of Miniopterus natalensis, 1050 nucleotides long. The record is from RefSeq and is a predicted model, not a curated record. NCBI's taxonomy places the organism in Eukaryota, Metazoa, Chordata, Mammalia, Chiroptera, Miniopteridae.